Messenger RNA from Patiria miniata (bat star), 1671 nucleotides. RefSeq names its product serine/arginine repetitive matrix protein 1-like. The transcript has 2 exons. Lineage: Eukaryota; Metazoa; Echinodermata; Asteroidea; Valvatida; Asterinidae. The record is from RefSeq and is a predicted model, not a curated record. The coding region runs from base 117 to 1238 and encodes 373 amino acids.
GCAGAAACGAGUAAACCUGUGUUGGGAGUCCUUUCUUGGAGUGCGUGUGAGGAACCCCAGAAGUGUUCUACGCUACAUUGGUGGCAGCGGCGGCACGCAGAAGGCGGAAAAACAGGAUGGACCCGGCCCCGAUUCAUUGCCCGCACUGUGACCAGACGUUCGGGAGGAGGAGGAACUUAAAGAGGCACCUCAACACCGCGUGUGUGGCGCUCCACCCGGAGCGCCCAUACCCCUGCCAGAGAGGGUGCGGAGUCCGUUUUUUUAGGGCCGAUGUCCGCACCAGACACCACCGGUUCUGCCAAGGGGACAGCGUGGCCGUGGUGAUGGCGGAGGCCGAUACACUGGAGGUGCACGCCAGUGACGACGACAUGGGACAGGCCCCGUCCCCGCCUCAUCUCUCCCGGCAGGGGACCCCAGACCCACCUCCAUUCGGACGGUGUGGUCCGGCAGGACGGUCCCCGUCGCCGCCGCCACUAAGAAGACGGGUAAGUCCAGUGUCGUCAGGGGGGCCGGGGGGCCGCGACCACCCGGAGCGGUCCUCCCGGCCUUCCCGCCCUGAACAGGACAGGUCGCCUGGUCGGCGGAGCCUGGACCGGGCCGAGCGACCCUGCCAGCCACCACCCCGGCGGAGUCCCGACCGGCGGUUCCCCUGGAGCCGUGCCCAGGGCAGGCGUCCUCGCUUCAGCAGGGCAGCGGAAGCAAGCCCUGGUCGCCCCCAGCCGACACGGGCGGAGGGCGGAACACAGACGGAACCCCCGAUGUCCCCUGAGGUUCCGGUCCAACCUUGGAAUGGCCAGCGGAGGGUUCUGCCGGCCGGGUCUCGGGUGAGCCUUCCGGACGGGACCUCGCUGCGACUGGAGACGGCCGGCGCCCUCCACCCGGACAACACCACCAGGGAGGCCGCCACGCACAUGCUGGAACCCCUGUGCGAGCAUGCGCGGGACGAAUGGCGGCUCGAAAGGACAUUCCAUGGAGCGGACGAGGCCGGCCACCGGCUGAUGCGGACACGGGUGGUCCACACCUAUGAAGUGCCUGGGCGUCUCCUGCAGACGUACCAGGGACAGCAGUACGGCCAGCACUUCGUAGAUCCCUCCGUGUCCGCUCAACCUUCACUGGGAGGAAUGCUGCCCCCUGGAGCGCCUCCGCCCCCGCGCUACCCCGAUGGUGUCCCCCGAGAGUUCUGGGAGCAGCUGUUCCGGCAAACGGAGUUCCAGCGCCGGCCGCCACCCACCAACUAAACCUUAGACUUGUUCUUUGAUUUCUUGUUCUUUCCUUGCAUUUUCUUUUGUUGUUGUUGUUUUGAAUGCUGUAGUAUUUUUGUUGUGUCAUGCGCCUCCGGGCCGGGUCUUCCUGGUUGUCCGGUUGCGGAUGCCGGCGCCCUGUUUGGGGACAAACAAGGUCCUCGAGGGGGGCGGUGUGGCGUCCGUGCCGGUCGGCCGCCAGAGGGCACCAGCGCGGUUCCACGGUGGAGCCGCGCAGUGGAGCCCCUGGUGGCCGGCCGGGGAGGCCCGUUCUUCCGGGCGGCGCAUGCGCAGUAGUAUUGUUGUGGCCUCGUUGCUGAAGUGUUUGCGGUGUACGUUUUUGUGGAAAUAAACAGCCUGAAGCAGCAGAAACGAGUAAACCUGUGUUGGGAGUCCUUUCUUGGAGUGCGUGUGAGGAACCCCAGAAGUG